ACAGUGAGGCAGGAGUGACAUCAGCAGGCGACCGCCGGCUUCCUCCGUCCGUCUUUUCCUCCUCCUCUUCCUCCUCUACCUCGUCGUCACGUCACCUCGCCGGGCAUAUAGGGACCCGGCGCGGAGGGAGGGGCGACCAGUGGCUCGGCAACUCUCGACGGCCAUGGAGCGCGUGACUCGCCGCUUCCUUCUCCUCGCCGUGCUGGCGACCUCGGCCGGCGCGCAGCAGCAGCUGUUCGCAGGUGACACGUGCGCCCACUCGAGCGGCCAGGCGGGACUGUGCCGGAGGAUCGACGCCUGUCCGUCGGCGCUGGAAGAGUUCCGCAGGAGGAUCAAGCCGACUAUCUGCUCGUUCGAGGGCACGACGCCGGUGGUGUGCUGCCCCUCCGCUGGCGCCACCAGCACCACCAGCACCACCAGUACCACCACGACAACCACCACGACAACCACCACCACGCCGGCAACGGCCGACCGCGUGGGCGAAGAAGGAGGUCUCAAGGCCACGAGGAUGUGCGAGCGCUACGCCGCGCUGGUGUGGCGCGAGGAUGCGGCCGCCACGCUGGCCCUGGACGACGACGAGCCGCCGGAGAGGGGCAACACCUCCGACUGCGGCGUGCCGCCCGCCGCCGACCUCAUCAUCGGCGGCAUAGCGGCCAACCCCAAGGAGUUCCCGCACCAGGCGGCCAUCGGCUUCGGCGACGACGAGGACAACGUGUCGUGGCUGUGCGGGGGGUCGCUGAUCAGCGAGCGCUUCGUGCUGACGGCGGCGCACUGCCUCACCGCGGGCAACAGGGGCCGGGCGCGCUGGGUGCGGCUGGGCGACCUGAACCUCGCCCGCUCCGACGACGACGCGCGGCCCCAGCAGCUGGCCGUGGCCGAGCUCAUCAGGCACCCGCGCUACUCGCCCUUCUCGCACUACGACGACGUGGCGCUGCUGCGGCUGGAGCGCGCCGCCAAGCUCGGCGCCUACGUGCGGCCCGCGUGCCUGCACGUGGACAGCCGCGUGCGGCGCGAGUACCUGCUCGCCUCGGGCUGGGGGCUCGUCGACUGGGCCGACGAGGUGGGCAGCGACGAGCUGAUGAAGGUGAGCCUGAAGGUGGUGUCGGCGGCGGACUGCAGCAGAGCCUACAGGUCGCUGGCCGGCACCAAGAAGCUCAAGUUCGGCAUCCAGGACGACCGCAUGGUGUGCGCCGGCGCCAAGGAGGGCGGCAAGGACACCUGCCGGGGCGACUCCGGAGGGCCUCUGCAGGCAGUGCUUCAGCAGCCCUACUGCAUGUACAGCAUCGUGGGCCUGACGUCGUUCGGCUCGACCAUAUGCGGCGCCAGGAACUCCCCGGCCGUCUACACCCGGGUGUCCCACUACGUGCCCUGGAUAGAGGGCAUCGUCUGGCCCUGAGCUGCACCCGCGACUCGCUCGUCGUCGCUCAGCCGAGUUCAGCGAGGAUCAGGAACAGCCAUUUGUUCCUGUUCCUCCGGGACGUGUCUACUUGCGGAAAGUCAUCUUCCGACAGCCGGGAGUCACUGUGCUGCAACCAUUAAGUUAAUACGACAAGACAGACAGUGUUGUACAACAGAAGACUGAUUCGGGAGGAAAAUUUCAGCUGCGUAAACUGUUAGUGACGUAACGAAGUACAGAGAGAUAGUAAAAUUUAACAUUCUUACUUCGCUUAGAUCAGCAUUGUACAUAAUGGCUUCAGCUAUGUAUAAGUCAAAACUUUGCUUAAUUCUAUGAGUGAAUCAUAAAGGACUUUGAUUGCUUUGCAAAACAGUAAGCUGACAGAGCACUAGACACAAUAGCGAUUUAUAAAUACAAGUUAAUAAUAUAUUUACCACUACUUCACAUAAUAUAGUUUUCUGUCUAUGUAGUUUAAAUUACCGUGUACCUUUUACUAACACAUCAUCUAAUAGCUCCAUGUCAAAACUAAUCUUGAAAAAACACACAGGUCUGAUAGGUGUCUUAGAAACUUUGUUAGUGCACCUUCUAUAACAAGCAAAUGUAUUGUCUGUCACUACAAUAUACGUAAAUAGAGACAUUAAAAUACCUUAAAUUACUGUUUCAACCAUAUACAUGUCGUUAAUUGCCUGUAUUUUUGUGUGCAUUCAAUACGGUAUUAAGUUGCCCAACUUAAUCAGUUUUUCAAGUCUGGCGCACAAAUAGAGUUACACGAGGGACGUUAUAGGUAAAAUGUUUGUGUUUGAAAUAAAAUAUAUGCUUUGUAAAAAUAUACGUGUUCGCAAACGCGAAAAGAAUUUUCUAAAAAAUGAUUUUAAGUUUGUACUUGGAACAGGAGCCUUAUUUUGUAUUGUUAGAAACAAAUUUUUUACGGUAAAUCAGUGUUGCUUAGAAGUAUUGGUGCCAUCGGGUAUAACGUUAUUUCAACAAUAAUAAUUUAAUAUAAAUACCACACCAAUACCUUAAAAAAUAAAGGUUUUUGACUCAUUGUGCUGUUAAUUUAUCACAAAUUUACAACCAAAUUUUGCACCACUUUACCUGAUUAAUAUUAAAAUUGCAUUUUAUUAGGUAAUUUAACUAUUUAAGUAUAUAAACGUCACAACUACAAAAUGUUGGUGAUAAAAUGAGAAGUGCUAUUAUUGAAAUGUAAAUUAUUUAAUAGUUUUACGUACUAAAAUACAACACUGCUGAUUAGCCUGGCAUAUAGCGACCAAAAUAAUUAGACUUUUUACGGAAAAAAAGCUGUUUACCGUUGAAAUGUUAAUAUUUUUUGAUACUAUGUGCCAGUUCCAGUCACAACUCUAAAUCUGUUUAAAUGACUGUAUACCUCAUGAUUAACAAAAAAAUUUGCAAUCAUCUAAACCAUUGCAAAGCAUUAUACAGUGAAUAGUGAGCAAUAUGUUCUUUGUGUGUGCUUUUCUUACUGGUAAAUGAGGCAAAAUUUUGAAGAAGAAAAAAAAACCCAAAACUUAUUCACUGAGAAUGUAACUUUAAAUGCUAUAAGUGUAAAAAAUUUUAGUUACCUUUAUUUCUUUCAGUGUGAGUAAUAAUGUUCAUUGAAACAUACUAGGCUGUUUCGCCAUGGGAAAGACCAUUCCACAACUCAGAUAUUGGAGAUCGUUACUAAAUUUGUUAGCUAAAUAUCAAUGUCAUAUUACUGGUAAAUUAAUAAAAAAUAACAUGUACGAAACUAAUAACACUGUACAAGAAGAGAUAAGAAUAAUGAAUGGCUAAAAGCAUAGGCAAACUUGUUUGUUUUCCGAGUUGUAUCACACCUCCAUCACUUGAGUUGAAGCAUAUUUACCAUGGGCAGCAACUGCUCUUAUUUGCAAUGAUUUAAGUUCUACAAUUUUUAUUUAUUAUCUUAUAAAAAUUUAUGUUUUUAGUUAUUGUUCAAAUGAGAUCUGCAAAAGACAAUAUUUUAAAUACUGGUCUUCCAAGUUAUGUUUGACCUGGUGUGCUAACUACUAAAUAUUUUAUUUUAGCGGGACUAAUUUUGAUAGACAGUGAAGGAGGAGGGAAAUGGUUAUCUUGAUGUGCUUGAAAAUAAAUGUUUUACUUGAGUUCAUAUUAGUAAAGACAUGAUACUUUUGAGAUUUUGUGGUUCGAGUUUUUCUUAUUUUAUUAAUAAUCUCUUUAAUAAUGGGUAAUUGUUGACAAAACACCGCAAACUGAGAUAUUAUUUCAUUCCAAUUUUUUUAAAAACUAAUGCUGUUUUACACAAAAAAAGUAUUUACCAACUUGUUUCCAGUACUUCUAGAGGGUAUGUUUUUUACUGUGUAAAAUGAGCAAAAAGGGGCUACAAUGUUUUUCGUAGGAAUUUUUGGGGUAGUUGUACAGGAAGAGAACUUUUAAGUGUAAAAAAACCAAAAUGAACGAUUAUCUUACUUUAUUUUAAAUGUAAUUCAAACUGGUUUUUGUGUAUGUUGUCAAUUGUUACAUUUUGGAAGACUGACCAAGUAUUGUGAUACACUGAAAAGUAAAUAUAGUUGUCUUUUUUCACAAAA
Molecule: messenger RNA, 3960 nt
Organism: Bacillus rossius redtenbacheri
Lineage: Eukaryota; Metazoa; Arthropoda; Insecta; Phasmatodea; Bacillidae
Product: serine protease snake-like
Exons: 7
Coding region: 164-1396 (410 amino acids)
Biological process (GO): proteolysis
Molecular function (GO): serine-type endopeptidase activity
Source: RefSeq, a predicted model, not a curated record